Plasmodium fragile is the source of this 855-nucleotide messenger RNA. RefSeq lists its product as uncharacterized. Bases 1 to 855 code for a protein of 284 amino acids. The transcript is spliced from 2 exons. The record is from RefSeq and is a predicted model, not a curated record. NCBI's taxonomy places the organism in Eukaryota, Apicomplexa, Aconoidasida, Haemosporida, Plasmodiidae.
AUGAGAGAAAGGACAGACUGUAAACCACACCUCUUUGUUAUUACUCUUACCAUUACGCUUUUCAUAUUGACCUGGAAUCAUUUAUAUGAUUCACUCACCACUGCUAAUAUAUGGGACAAGCGAGUCUUCCUUCAAAUUAGCACGUUACACACAGCAGCAGCUAGAAUAUUAAAGGGUGAUAUUGAACCAGGAACGCAAGAACAAUUUAAUGCGUUAAAAGAAAGAAUUAUAAAUUUGCUAGAUGAAGAUGAUGAUGCAUUCAGAGAAAGAUUUAAGGCAUUAACACAAGAUGAAGUUUUUAGAAAAGAAUAUGAUGUGCUGAUGAGUCAGUACAAUCUUGAAAAACUGUCAAAUGCACUAAAACGGUAUGAUUACUUUGAAAAAAGAGUGAAUCCCUUCAAAAAUAAUAAGUGUACAAAAACGCCCAAAGCUAUAAAAAACAAUAAUGAGUCGGACAACCAAUAUGAUGAAUUUAAAUAUUACUAUGACGACUACGAAGGAACAAAUCGUGCAUUUUAUUAUGUAAAUGAUUUUCGAACAAGGCAAAAAGCAAAAAAGCACAAAUAUCGGAAACGGUUUAGAAGGAAGCAUAAAUUGAAAAGGAGUAAUAUACCAAGAAUAUUUAAAUAUUUAAACACAGCUAUUUUAAAGAUUAAGGCAAAAAAGCCAAUUGCUUAUGAACCUCCCUAUAAGAAUCAUUAUGGGCUUAAACCUACUUCCAAAAAUAGCAAAAACAUGUAUCACUUGGAAAAUUUUAAAUUCCAGCUUUCACUAUUUUCAGUAAAAUUGUUAAAAGCAAUUUUACUCGUACUAUACUAUACAACUCACGAAGCUAUGGAGUUACUUUUUCCAUAG